CCCAGGCUGCUUCCUGGGAUGGAGUGCUGCAUAGCCAUGUGGCCCCUUUGCCAGUUGGGGCCUGCGUGCUGUGACACAAAAACUGCAUCACGCUGUGCACUAUGUUCAUGGCUGAUUGAUCAACUCAAGAAGAGCCAGCUGGUUUUGUGACUGGGAACCUAGUUUGUGACACGCUCUUGCAUUUUUAGAAGACGACAGUGCGGUCCAGAGGAAGAAAUGACCAUGUAGAUUCUACAGCCUGGGUGCUGCAUAAUGGGAAAUGGUGAAUGGAGCGGAACUGGUCUGCAGCCUUGAAAGCAGCUGUUCUGCGGACCACUAGUCGGUCAGGGGCACCUUGCACACCAGAGGCAUUCUCCACGUCGCUCACUGGACACAUGCUGGAUUGUUUUUAAUCCUAGGCUGGAAUUCGAGGCUCGUCUCCUUCAGUUUUUAAAAGAUUUUAAGCUUCUAUCAACUCUAACAAGUGGAGCAAUAUAAUCAGUAACCAUGGGUGACAUGACAAAUAGUGAUUUUUAUUCCAAGAACCAAAGAAAUGAGGCCAACCAUGCAGGAGAAUUUGGGUGCACCCUGCAAGAACUGCGCUCCCUCAUGGAACUCCGAGGAACAGAAGCAGUGGUAAAAAUUAAAGAGACAUAUGGGGAAACAGAGGGGCUCUGCAGGCAUCUGAAGACAUCACCAACAGAAGGGUUAGCUGGCACUGCUGCAGAUCUAGAAAAAAGAAAGCUUAUUUUUGGAAAAAACUUCAUACCCCCAAAGAAGCCAAAAACAUUCAUACAGUUAGUGUGGGAAGCGCUGCAGGAUGUGACUCUUAUAAUCUUGGAAAUUGCAGCCAUCAUAUCCUUGGGGCUUUCAUUUUAUCAGCCACCUGGAGAAGGGAAUGAAGGGUGUGGCACUGCAACAGGAGGAGCUGAAGAUGAAGGUGAGGCUGAAGCUGGCUGGAUUGAAGGUGCUGCCAUCCUGCUGUCUGUUAUCUGUGUUGUACUUGUCACUGCCUUUAAUGACUGGAGCAAGGAGAAGCAGUUUCGUGGGCUUCAAAGUCGUAUUGAGCAGGAACAGAAAUUUACUGUUGUCCGAGGUGGGCAGGUGAUCCAAAUCCCAGUGGCAGAGAUAGUAGUUGGUGACAUUGCACAGGUGAAAUAUGGUGAUCUCCUACCUGCUGAUGGGAUAUUUAUUCAAGGAAAUGAUCUUAAAAUUGAUGAAAGUUCUUUGACUGGGGAGUCAGACCAGGUCCGCAAAUCUGUUGACAAAGAUCCAAUGCUACUGUCAGGUACUCACGUCAUGGAAGGCUCUGGACGAAUGCUUGUAACUGCUGUGGGUGUGAAUUCUCAGACGGGCAUCAUCUUUACUCUGUUAGGUGCUGGAGGAGAAGAAGAAGAAAAGAAAGACAAAAAAGGUGUGAAACAGGAGGAUGGAAAUCAGCUUCCAGUAGAUUCUUCCCAUCCCUCCUCCCACCCUCCUUCAGCUACAGAUGGUGCAGCAAGUGCAAAUGCCACUGAUAAUGCAAAUGCCAGCUUAGUCAAUGGCAAAAUGCAGGAUGGGAAUAUGGAGAACAGCCAGAACAAAGCCAAGCAGCAAGAUGGGGCUGCUGCCAUGGAGAUGCAGCCACUGAAGAGUGCCGAGGGGGGAGAAGGAGAUGACAAAGACAAGAAGAAAUCCAACAUGCACAAGAAGGAAAAAUCUGUCCUACAGGGAAAGCUGACCAAGCUGGCAGUCCAGAUAGGCAAAGCAGGUUUGGUGAUGUCUGCCAUCACUGUAAUCAUUUUGGUACUAUAUUUUGCCAUUGACACUUUUGUGGUGAAAAAGAAACAGUGGUUACCUGAGUGCACUCCUGUCUAUGUUCAGUAUUUUGUUAAAUUCUUCAUUAUUGGUGUUACUGUACUUGUGGUUGCUGUCCCUGAGGGUCUUCCACUUGCUGUCACUAUUUCUUUGGCUUAUUCUGUAAAGAAAAUGAUGAAAGAUAACAACCUGGUCCGCCACUUAGAUGCCUGUGAAACUAUGGGUAAUGCUACAGCCAUAUGCUCUGACAAAACAGGGACACUAACAACCAACCGGAUGACAGUCGUCCAAGCCUAUAUUGGUGAUGUGCACUACAAAGAGAUCCCUGACCCUGAUUCUGUACCUGCUAAGACUCUCGAAUUACUGGUUAAUGCAAUUGCUAUCAACAGUGCUUACACUACAAAAAUUCUGCCACCAGAAAAGGAGGGCGGCCUGCCUCGGCAGGUGGGCAAUAAGACAGAAUGCGGUCUCUUGGGCUUUGUCCUGGAUUUGAAGCAGGAUUAUGAGCCUGUUCGGAGCCUCAUCCCUGAGGAGAAACUUUAUAAAGUUUACACAUUCAACUCUGUGAGAAAGUCAAUGAGUACUGUCAUUAAAAUGCCAGAUGGUAGCUUCCGAAUGUACAGCAAAGGAGCUUCUGAAAUUGUUCUGAAGAAGUGUUCCAGGAUCCUUAAUGCAGCUGGUGAACCUCGUAUCUUCAGACCACGCGACCGGGAUGAAAUGGUGAAGAAAGUGAUUGAACCAAUGGCCUGUGAUGGAUUGAGAACUAUCUGUGUUGCUUUCCGAGACUUCAACAGCAGCCCAGAACCUGACUGGGACAACGAAAAUGACAUUUUAUCUGAUCUGACUUGCAUCUGUGUUGUCGGCAUUGAAGAUCCAGUAAGACCAGAGGUCCCAGAAGCCAUAAGAAAGUGCCAGCGAGCUGGAAUUACGGUCCGCAUGGUCACUGGAGACAAUAUCAACACAGCACGUGCCAUUGCCAUAAAAUGUGGAAUCAUUCAUCCAGGAGAAGACUUUCUUUGCCUUGAAGGGAAAGAAUUUAACAGGAGGAUCCGAAAUGAGAAGGGAGAGAUUGAGCAAGAGCGGAUUGACAAAAUCUGGCCAAAGCUUCGAGUACUUGCUCGGUCGUCUCCCACGGACAAACAUACUUUGGUCAAAGGUAUUAUUGACAGCACACAGGUGGAGCAGAGGCAGGUUGUAGCUGUGACUGGUGAUGGAACCAAUGAUGGACCAGCACUUAAGAAAGCCGAUGUUGGCUUUGCAAUGGGCAUUGCUGGAACAGAUGUUGCAAAGGAGGCCUCAGAUAUCAUCCUAACAGAUGACAAUUUCAGUAGCAUCGUGAAGGCUGUAAUGUGGGGACGUAAUGUGUAUGACAGUAUCUCCAAAUUCCUGCAGUUCCAGCUCACUGUUAACAUUGUGGCUGUGAUAGUGGCUUUCACUGGAGCAUGCAUUACCCAGGACUCUCCUCUAAAAGCUGUACAGAUGCUGUGGGUCAAUCUAAUUAUGGACACUUUUGCCUCACUUGCUCUGGCCACUGAACCUCCAACAGAAGCUCUAUUGCUAAGAAAGCCAUAUGGCAGGAACAAACCUCUUAUAUCCCGUACCAUGAUGAAGAACAUUCUGGGCCAUGCUGUCUACCAGCUUACUCUAAUAUUUACACUUCUUUUUGUUGGUGAGAAAAUGUUUAAAAUUGACAGUGGGAGAAAUGCACCGCUCCACUCUCCUCCUUCAGAGCACUACACCAUUAUCUUCAACACUUUUGUCAUGAUGCAGCUUUUCAAUGAAAUCAACGCACGCAAAAUCCAUGGAGAGAGAAAUGUCUUUGAUGGCAUCUUCAGAAAUCCUAUUUUUUGCACUAUUGUACUGGGUACAUUUGCUAUUCAGAUAGUAAUUGUCCAGUUUGGAGGAAAACCAUUUAGCUGUUCUCCCCUACAGCUUGAUCAGUGGAUGUGGUGUGUAUUUAUUGGAUUAGGAGAACUUGUAUGGGGUCAGGUCAUUGCAACCAUCCCAACAAGUAGGCUAAAGUUCUUAAAGGAGGCAGGGCGGCUCACUGAGAAGGAAGAGGUUCCUGAAGAAGAACUCAAUGAAGAUGUUGAAGAAAUUGAUCAUGCAGAGAGAGAACUUCGACGUGGACAAAUUCUCUGGUUCAGAGGGCUUAACAGAAUCCAAACCCAGAUCCGCGUCGUGAAGGCAUUCCGUAGCUCUCUCUAUGAAGGUUUAGAAAAACCAGAAUCUAGAACCUCUAUUCACAACUUUAUGACUCAUCCUGAGUUUAGGAUAGAAGAUUCCCAGCCCCACAUCCCACUCAUUGAUGACACAGACCUAGAAGAAGACCCUGCUCUCAAGAAAAACUCGAGUCCACCGUCUUCACUGAACAAGAACAACAGUGCUAUCGACAGUGGAAUAAAUCUUACAACUGACACAAGUAAAUCAGCUACCUCUUCUAGUCCAGGAAGCCCAAUACAUAGCCUGGAGACAUCACUUUAGCUGAAAAGGUCCCUGCAAAAAAAAAUAAAAUAAUAAUAAUAAUAAUUAAAGUAAAAUAAAAUAAAAUAAACAA
This is a messenger RNA of Tympanuchus pallidicinctus (lesser prairie-chicken), 4333 nucleotides long. It is a transcript of the gene ATP2B2, whose product is annotated as ATPase plasma membrane Ca2+ transporting 2. The transcript is spliced from 25 exons. The record is from RefSeq and is a predicted model, not a curated record. Gene Ontology annotation, molecular function: ATP binding; PDZ domain binding; P-type calcium transporter activity. Lineage: Eukaryota; Metazoa; Chordata; Aves; Galliformes; Phasianidae. Gene Ontology annotation, biological process: regulation of cytosolic calcium ion concentration; calcium ion transmembrane transport. Gene Ontology annotation, cellular component: postsynaptic density membrane; intracellular membrane-bounded organelle. The coding region runs from base 487 to 4260 and encodes 1257 amino acids.